UCCCUAAUUUAAAAUCCACAAAUCAUUCUCAUCUUAUAACCUUCAUAUAUAUAACAAAACAAAGUUUUAACAGGUGAGAAACUACACAAAGCAAUGGCUCAUGCCUUAGUCAAGAUCCUUCUUCUUAUAACCAUUUUCGCGCUACUUAAAUCAGACGCGCAAUUUGAGGAUUGGUGCAUAGCCGAUGAGCAAACCCCGGAUGACGAAUUGCAAAGGGCAAUGGUUUGGGCGUGUGAAAAUGGUGCAGAUUGUAGCAAGAUUGAAGCAAAUCAGCCUUGUUUUGAACCAAACACAGUUAAGGAUCAUGCUUCUUUUGCAUUCAAUAGCUAUUUUCAAAGGAUGAAAGACAAAGGAGCUACUUGCUAUUUCAAUUCUGCUGCUUAUGUCACUGAUCUUGAUCCAAGUCAUGGUUCAUGCAAAUUUGAAAUUCACGGAUGAAGGUGGAGCGGGGACAUUAAGAUUUGAUAAUUUGUUGGUUAAAGACAUAAUACGAUAUCAUCAUACUCCAUGUUGGUUAAAGACAUAAUAUGAUAUCAUCAUACUCUAUGUUAUAUUAUCUUUUCUAUAUAAUCCAAAAUAAUAUAUUUUCUUUUUUUAUUUGAUUU
Messenger RNA from Helianthus annuus (common sunflower), 605 nucleotides. Its product is annotated as PLASMODESMATA CALLOSE-BINDING PROTEIN 5. The transcript is spliced from 3 exons. NCBI's taxonomy places the organism in Eukaryota, Viridiplantae, Streptophyta, Magnoliopsida, Asterales, Asteraceae. The record is from RefSeq and is a predicted model, not a curated record. The coding region runs from base 94 to 438 and encodes 114 amino acids.